Messenger RNA from Symbiodinium natans, 6147 nucleotides. The record is from the annotation of a GenBank genome assembly. Lineage: Eukaryota; Dinophyceae; Suessiales; Symbiodiniaceae.
AUGACGGGACAAUCCGCAGACUUUGACCCGCAGACAGUGGAAGGAGCAGCUCAGAGCAACAUCGGCGAGAGCCGUGUGGCUGAGGCCGUACGAGAAGCCCCACUGCUUUCUGGAGUCAGUGCAGAUGCUGCCGUGAAGGACUUGCGGACGCUUUCCCUUCGCGGUGUCCAGGCCGCUGUGGAGAUGCUCCUGUGCCUUGUUCGGGUGGUGAACACCAGUUGCAAGACUACGCUUGCGAAGGUCGUGGAGUGGGUGUGCCGGGUAGGCCUCCUUCCUUCGAGGCUGCACGACAGACCAGAGCAGCAGACGCAACACGGGACAGGUUGGGUAGGUUGUGCGCCGCGCAAUUUCUCCGACCUUGUGCUGCUUUCCCUGGCUAGUUGGCUGACUGGUUUCAUCUGCGGGGCUUUGGUUGUCAUCUUCUGCACUAGCAGGGUUGCCCGGAGCAUUCUGUGGAAUUGCCUCGGCGUCAUCGCGCACGAGCUCCGAGACUUGGUUGCUCAGAUCACUGAACUGGUGGGGCAGCUGAACAUCACCGUGAACGUUGCUGUCAAUCGAACCACCUUAUCCUUCAACCUCGUGCCCAGCCGCCCAGCCUCGUCAACAACCAGGAUCGUGCGUCGAGUGCUCUCCUUCGGCAACCAGCCCUUCCUGGGCGGCGAGUGGUCCACCUGGUGCCAAUGGCAGACCGCCUGCGAUCCACCAGGAUACACCAAGCUCUACUUCGUCUACAAGGACAAGGCCUCUCACGCAUUCAUUGUCAAGGCCGUGGACUCCGGUUUUGUGGCUUGUCUGCCCAUUGCCGCGUUGAGCGACGAGGAUCUGGCGGAAGCUCUGGAGGAGCAGUUCAGCGGAGUCUUCGGGCCAUGGACAAAAGUAGCUUUGCGAGCCGUCACUGCCAGCGGAAAGGAACUGGCGUCCAAGAGCUGGCCGUGCUUGCUGGUGGACCUCAAUGCUUCAGGCAUAGACAUGUUCAGCGCAGCUCUGCCCGACGUUGGAGAAGUCACUUCUUUCGGCACUCACAGACUACAAUCUUCAUGGGUUCUGGGCUCUGCUGCCGUAACCGCUUUGGAAACCUUUCUGAACGGAGAAGAGCUUUCAGUGGAGGCCGUCGAGCGCUUGGAAGGGUACUACACGGCUGCUUCGGAGGCCGAACUGGACGCUGUGCCUUUGACAUCAGCGCCUUCCAUGGAUGGAGGUAUCUUGCAGCAGCUUCUGGCCCAAGGCCAGCAACAAGCUCAGCUCUUGAGCGGCAUUCAGUCCCGGCUGAACUCCCUCGACGAGCUCGAGGCACGGCUGUCUCUUUUGGAAGGUCCUCCUGCGGGGGCCGGUGUGGGCUUGCUAUCUGGUGGAACAGAGGGCGAGAAACAGCCCACAUGGGCCCCGCAGCUCUUCAACGAGGGGGUCAAGGCGCGGCUGGACCAAGAACAGCUAAAGCAGCUGCUGGCGCUGGCGGGGCGGGGCCCCAAGAACCUUCAAGAUCUGCCAGGACCAUCAAGAGCUCCCCCCCGCUUGCUGCAGGCCACUCCGAAGAUUUCUCCUCAACCGAAGCUCUCGUUCGCCGUCCCUACCUUCGACAUUGGGUCCGAGGACGCCGAGGAGGAGAAAGACGACGUGGGCGCAGGGGCGGAAGGUUCCGACACUCAGAUCCUGAGCAAGCUUUUGGUCCAGCAGACCAAGAUCCUGUCCCAACUCACUGCCUCCGCCACGAAGUCUUCGGAUCCUCUUCACCUUCUAGGCGGGAGCGGCGGAGGCGGAGACGACGAGACGAAGGUGGCCGGGGUGCGGGGUAUGGCUGCAAGGCAGCUAUUGAAGGAGCAGUUCCAGAAGCACCCGGAGCGGGUGUACCAGAAAGUCAGGGAGCGCCUGGCUCAGGCUCGCCGCAAAGCAUCGCCAGUCGACUUGGAGGCCCGAGACAUGUUUCUGCACUUCCAGGAGACGGUCCCCUUGGGCAACUACAAGACCUUGACCUACCUGGCCUUUCUCCUCUGCGACGCUUGGGAGGCGAUCGAGCAAAACCGAUCGGCCGAUGUGUGCGCUCUCAUCUCUCUGGGACUCAUCUUCUGCGAGCAGGUGGCGAACGAGCAAGGACACACUCGACUGGCAUGGCUCCUAACUUGCCGCGAAGACCCGCCGUUCUCGAUAGUAGAACAGAGGAAGGCUCCCCGAGCAGAGGUGCCUCACGGCAUGCUGUCAGAUCCGAGAUGGGUGGCUACGCAGUUGGGGUACCUGAAGGACGUCGACCUGAUCCAGGACAGGACCGCCAAGGCGCACCAGCCGAAGAACCCGAACCACGCCAGCAACCAGGACGAGCCUCCAGGCGGCAAGGGCAAGCGCAGCGGCAGGGGAAGCAAGGAGAACGCCUGGACGACACCCUCGCUGCUUCGACUUUGUGUGUGCACCUGGUCAAGUUUUUGGCGGGAGCUCGUACCCGGCUCACCGAAUUCAUUCGUGAAGCAUGUGCUCUACCUCCUUUGGGCUCUGCCUCGCAUGGCCCUUCCGAACUAUGGCCUUGCAAUCUUCCGCCUCUUCAGCCUUCUCCCGACAGACGGCUGGUUGGCAGGCGCAAGGCGCGGUGGCAUCUUCGAAACCUUUGCAGGCUGUGGACCCGCCACUUGGUUGCAGCGGGAAACUGGCUGGCUCUGGGACGAACAGAGAUGCAUCCUGCAGCCUUGCCGCCCCUCAGUGCGGUGCAAACUGCAAUGCUUGCUCGCCUUGAGAGGCAGGUCAUGGUUUGGCUCCGCCUGGGCACAGGCCCCAGACGCGGACUUGAAGGUGCAGUCCAGAAGUUUGGCAGCAUGGAAGAACAGUUACAGUGAGGUGAACAGCAUUGCUUCGUUCAAUCCAGAAAGGCAAGCAGGGAUCGGGUAUGGCCCGCUUCAAUCUGGAAAAUCCUCCUCUACCAGCAGCCUGCGCAUCAAGCCUGACAGAUUGGUUUUCGAGGUGGCCCCCCAGUUUGAUGCUUCUCGGUUCCUAGUUGACCCUCUCCUUAAGAGUGGCUUCGCAGACCCAAGAGCCUUCCUGAAGCCCGAAACCUGCUGGCCAAAAACGAAGCUAGCCCGAGUGCAAGCCGACCGUGAUGAUCAGCUGGCCCUUUACAAAAAGUGGGACCUAGUGGACUCUUUGUAUCUGCUCCCAGCCUCGCAGUCUGAACAUAGAUAUCGUUGCGGUUUGUUUGCUGUGUACAAGGAUGACAGGGUUGACCGCCAGAUAUUGAAUCCUAUUUCCGAGAAUUCUAGGAGCUUUUCGGUGUCUGACGCUACGCUGUCGCUUGCGCACUCCAGUUUGCUAUGCCAGAUGUUUCUUCCUGAGACAGAGAACCUGGUGAUGGGAUCAGAUGACCUUAAGGAUUUUUAUCACAACUUCAUUGUCAGCGAUGCCCACGCAGCCCGGAACCACAUUCACGGAGUCUUCCCAGGCCCUGGGUACGAGCUGCUAUGUAUCGAUGACCAUGCAUAUCUUCUGCGAGUACCUCGUAAAGCUGUUUCCAAAGAGCCUCCUCCCUCCCGAGCCGAUCAGAAGAUCUUUGCACGGGCUGGAAAGCAGUAUGCGUCGGUGAACCUCAGAACAUCACCAAAGAAGGCCGUUCGUAACGCUUAUAAAGCUACCAUCCUGGGGGGCGAGAUAGACGGGAUCCGGGGUGAUAUUUGUGCACCAAGAUUGAAGACUGUUGCAUUAUGUGCUUUGACUUUGGAGCUGGUGCUGCUGGGGUUCACGACCACCGAGCUUCUGCAGAGCAUCAUAGGAUCAUGGAUUUUUGUCGUCAUGUUUCGCCGGCCAACCAUGUGUCUCAUGAGUCAGGUUUUCCAUGACAUUGCGCAACAUGCCCGCGGUGAGAUUUUCGCCCUUUCUCAUGAUGCAAAGCAGGAGCUGAUGCUACUUAUCCUUUUUGCACCUUGCAUGACGACGGAUCUGAGGGCGAAGAGCAAGGUGCAGCCUUUCGGUUUUGACCCAGACGAGCCCAUCACUCGGGGCGGCACAUUGCUCGCCAUGAGGGCAGCCUUGAUUAUGCAUCUGUGCGCUGCCUAUGGCCUAAUUUCCACCAGCGAAACUCCGCUGGGGUCUGUCAUGUAUCGACUUGACUGCUUCCAAAGACUUCGGUUGAGAGGUUUUGUUGAUGUGAAAUUUUGUUAUUGCACGUACGGCACCCCCUACAAGCAACCAUCACACUGGCUUUGCAAUCGUUCCGAAGUUUCUGAGAUGUGCGGCGGCUGUGAUUGUGGCGCUCAAGCAGGGCAUCUGCGGAUUGAAAGGACUUUCACCCAUGAGAGUGUCAAAGAGUUCUGUGUGAAGCAGUCUGCAAAAUGUCAGGCAUAUGUCCCAUCCCAGCGCUCAGACACCUUUGCCGACUACUUGUGGAUUGCAGAUUUGAGCCUGACGCUUCAAUGGAAAGUUCUCUUGCAAUAUCGUUUCAAGCGUGUGAACCACAUCAAUGUCAACGAGGAGCUUUCUUUCCGAAGCCUGCUCAAACACCUUGCAAAAACCGAACCGAAUUCUCGUUUUGGGGCCUUGCUGGAUAGUCGAGUCACUAUCGGUUGCAACUCGAAGGGCAGGUCAAGCAGUCAGAAGCUUAACUUCUAUUUGUCAACAGUUCUGCCACAUAUUCUGGGUGCAGGGCUUUAUCCGAGUCUUUUCCAUGUCGGCACCGAUGAUAAUGUGGCUGACGAUCCCUCGCGCUUGAAACAGCUCAGGGAGCGCUUGGAAGUUCAGCCCUUUUGGUUAAAGCAACUGCUCAGUGGCUCAAAGCGCAUUCUCGAUUUGGUCAAGAUUACUGACGACAUCUUGGGACCAGCGGGGUUGUGGGCCCGGUUGACGGUUCUGCAGCUCUACAAGAGAGAGCAUGCCUCGGCCCGGGUUACGCUGGACUUUGAUUCCGGUUUAACCUCGGUUGUGAAGAACAGACGAGCUGGUCUGUUUGACUCUUUUCAGCAAUGGAGCGAGGACCAGUUCCAGUGCACUUUUUCUCAGCUCGCAAGCUCUGGGCUGCUACUCUGCACUACGCUGAUUGCUUUCGGCAAGUAUCUUUUCUAUGAGGGUUAUCCUAAGUAUGUUUUCUCUGAAACCCUAAAUGCGGUGGUGGAUCGCUAUCGGCACUUCAAAGCAUCUUUGGCGUCGGCGUGGAAUAUCCUCUCCAGGUGGGAGGAAGAGGAGCCAACUGAGAGGUCCAUGGUGACGCCGGAGGCGAUGAUCAGAGCAGCUGUCACAGUUUCUUUGAUGUGGGGUUGGCCGCUUUUCGCUGCUACUUUACUGCUGGGUUUUCAUGGCCUCCUCAGGCCAGGUGAGUUUCUGUACUUGACCAGGGAAGAGCUGAUCCUGCCCAGGGACUUGCUCACCGCGACCCAGCUGGCAUUUGUACGCAUUACGGACGGCAAGACUCGGCGCUUUAUGCGUCGGCAACAUGCUCGCAUCUCUGAUCACAAGACGGUAAUGUUUCUGGAUGUGCUUUUCGGGCAUCUACCUCCCGGCGCUUCCCUCUUCAACUGCUCACGUGAAGUGCAUCGUACCCGUUGGAAUGCCGUCUUCUCCCACCUGCAUGUGGCCACCUCUGAAGCUGAUAAGGAUGUCACUCCGAAAACUUUGCGAGGCUCAGGAGCGACAUGGCUCUAUCAAAGAACAGAAGACGUUGAAAAGAUUCAGUGGCGUGGCCGGUGGCAACAACGCAAGACGCUUGAGCAUUACCUACAGGACGUAGCCGGGCAAUUAUUGCUCGCAAAGCUGACACAGAGUCAGCGGCUCCAGCGGCGACAGCUACGUAACAUGAUUGGAAUGGAGCUCCAGUGUUUGAAGAUGGGCCUGAGAGCCUACCUCCUGCUCCUUUCGACGUUUGUGCAGUCUGCCAAGUUCGGCGAUCAUGCAAAGCAGCUCGCCUGCGCACUCGGGAUACUUGUUAGCAGCAGAGCAAAAGUGACGAGCCAUCUUUGGCUUGCUAAAGAUUGUGAAGAAGCGAUGCCUGUUGCUUGUAGCUUUUGGGGCCCACCCAGCCCGCCCGGAAUGGAGCUCCAGUGUUUGAAGAUGGGCCUGAGAGCCUACCUCCUGCUCCUUUCGACGUUUGUGCAGUCUGCCAAGUUCGGCGAUCAUGCAAAGCAGCUCGCCUGCGCACUCGGGAUACUUGUUAGCAGCAGAGCAAAAGUGACGAGCCAUCUUUGA